CCGAAAAUGGCGGAGUACCUGGCGUCCAUUUUCGGCACAGAGAAGGACAAGGUCAACUGUUCCUUCUAUUUUAAGAUCGGGGCUUGCCGACAUGGAGACCGCUGCUCGAGGUUGCACAACAAGCCGACCUUCAGCCAGACCAUCUUGAUUCAGAACAUCUACCGAAAUCCCCAGAACAGCGCCCAGACGGCAGAUGCCUCACGCUCAGGUGCCGUCAGUGACGUGGAAAUGCAGGAGCACUAUGACGAGUUCUUCGAGGAGGUGUUCGCGGAGAUGGAGGAGAAGUACGGAGCGGUGGAGGAGAUGAACGUGUGCGAUAACUUGGGCGACCACCUCGUGGGAAACGUCUACGUUAAGUUUCGUCGUGAGGAGGAUGCAGAAAAAGCCGUCAUGGAUCUGAACAACCGCUGGUUCAACGCUCAACCCAUCCACUCGGAGCUCUCCCCAGUCACCGACUUCAGGGAAGCUUGCUGCCGCCAGUAUGAAAUGGGAGAGUGCACCCGAGGCGGCUUCUGCAACUUCAUGCACCUUAAACCAAUAUCACGGGAACUUCGGAGGGACUUGUACGGCCGCCGGAGGAAAGGCCAGCGCUCCGGCUCGCCUCCCCGGGAACAACGCUCUCGCUCCAGGGAUCGCCGGCGGGAUCGUGAAAGGCGAAGGUCGAGGGAUCGGGAGCGUUCCGGAAGGUUCUAAAGGUUCUAAAGGUUCUGAAGGAAGCCGAGACUCUCCCAAUGUUCCCACAGCACAUCCCUCCCCCUCCACCCCAGCCGUGAUGACAAAGUUAUUUUCUUUUUGUGAAUUGUAUGAAGGUUGUUCUUGUUUCUUUUAUUCCCUUUUUUAAAGACGAGCUUGUGUCGCUUUCUCAAUAAAACAUAUUUGUAACUUUA
Messenger RNA from Limanda limanda (common dab), 887 nucleotides. Its product is annotated as splicing factor U2AF 35 kDa subunit-like. The record is from RefSeq and is a predicted model, not a curated record. The coding region runs from base 7 to 693 and encodes 228 amino acids. Gene Ontology annotation, molecular function: pre-mRNA 3'-splice site binding; metal ion binding. The transcript is spliced from 8 exons. NCBI's taxonomy places the organism in Eukaryota, Metazoa, Chordata, Actinopteri, Pleuronectiformes, Pleuronectidae. Gene Ontology annotation, biological process: mRNA splicing, via spliceosome. Gene Ontology annotation, cellular component: U2AF complex; spliceosomal complex.